Molecule: messenger RNA, 657 nt
Organism: Impatiens glandulifera
Lineage: Eukaryota; Viridiplantae; Streptophyta; Magnoliopsida; Ericales; Balsaminaceae
Product: organelle RRM domain-containing protein 2, mitochondrial-like
Exons: 4
Coding region: 56-511 (151 amino acids)
Biological process (GO): mitochondrial mRNA modification
Cellular component (GO): mitochondrion
Molecular function (GO): RNA binding
Source: RefSeq, a predicted model, not a curated record
GCUUAAACCCUUCUUCUUUAGUGUUCAUUCCUUACUGCCUUAAACCCCUUUAGCAAUGGCAAUGGCAAUGAGAACAUCCACAGCGGCUGUGAAGGUUGGACCCUGUUCCCUAAGAAGCCUAUUUUCUACCUUAGGAUCCUCAACGUUUCCUUUUAACUCUUCGCCGACCGAUCAAUCCACCAAACCUCCUUCAGCGGAGCCAUCUACCAAUCUCUUUGUCUCAGGGCUUAGCAAACGAACCACUUCAGAAGGACUGAAAGAAGCCUUUGCCAAAUUCGGCGAAGUAGUCUAUGGCCGUGUAGUGACUGAUAGAGUGUCGGGUUUCUCCAAAGGGUUUGGGUUUGUUCAAUAUCAAACACUCGAAGAAGCUUCAGCAGGAUUACAAGGCAUGGAUGGAAAGUUCUUGGAUGGAUGGGUUAUAUUUGCUGAGUAUGCCAGACCAAGGACUCCAUUGCCUUCAGUUGGGAAUAAUACUGGAUAUUCAUACAGGACAUCAAAUGGACAGCAGUAAAAGGCUAUUUCUUUCAGUAUAAUGCUAAUUCUUAGCAUAUAUUUCUAUCUAUUUAUCAAAUUAUAAAUGUUAUGUUUUUGAAUGAUUCCGUGAAUGAAUUGAAGUUUAACUGUUUCAGAUUAUAUAUAGAAAUUUAUAACCCAUUG